AUGCCUCAGUCAAACUCUCCGCGCUUCACUCAGGCCAACACUUGGCGGGAAGCUCCACUUCCGCUCUUCACAGGAUCGCAGCUAGUUACUACGGCAACAGAGACGCGUAGAAGGCGGGCGCUUCCCAAUACCAGGCAACGUCAUUUCCGGAGAGGGAAGACAGACUGUCGGAGGGCUCUCGGGCAUGCGCUUUUGCGCUAUUUCUUGUUUCUUAGUUCAGGAUACGUCUGUUGUGAACCGGGAAGUGAACUUUGUGAGGGGGAGAAAGCGAUAGCUGAAGGCAACUCAACCAGUGAAGAAAGAAAUGAAUUUAAAGAUCAAAUCUCUUGCAGCACUGGGCUUGACCAGACUUUACAGAAAAAUUCAGACAGCCGAUCAAAUUUGACUGGAGCAGACACUGCAGUCGGGACAGAGAAAAAUCACAAUGUGGAAAGCAGCCCUUUUAUGUCAGAACUUCUCAGUGAUGUACCUUUUGCUCUUGCGCCGCAUGUGCUAGCUGCACAAGACUCCUGUAGUGACUUUCCCCAACAGUUGCUUUCCUAUGAUGUUAAUGAUAAUUUAGCAAGAUUUUGGUAUGAUUUUACACUUGAAAAUUCAGUAUUGUGUGAAUCUUAGUCACUGAAUCACUUAAAUAUGUUCCUUGAUCACUUGAAGUAAAAGCGUAGAUGCAUAUUAUGUAACUCUUUCUGUGGGAUGCAUCAUCUGCAUAAUGAUCAUCUAAAAAUUAACACUUUCCAUUCUCUGUGGAAUUUCUUAAAAUAUAUUGAAGCAGCUGAGCCAAAGCUGGCAAUUCAGUUACUAUAAUCAAGCGACAAUUUUAACUGGUUUAAAACAACCCAGCAGAAUUUGUGUUAUUUUUUAAUUCUGGCUCUGACAGUAUUUCUGGGUUUAUUAUUUCAGUGAAAGGUGAAUUACAUAUGAUGUUAGUCUCAUUUGCCUUCCGAUUUUGUAAAUGGAAAAUAUGUACAUGAAAGCAUAUGCAUCAGUUGAUUUUAUUGGCACAGCUCAAAAAAUAUCAAACACUGUAUAACUUUGUAGAAAUGUUGUUCAUUACUGAUUCCAUUUUAUCCCUGUAAGCUGUUGACUUGGCACUUCCACAGUGCAGGAUGGUGGCUGCUAUAUUACUGGCUCCAGUUUUGGGUUUUUCAUAAAAUAUUUCCUAGAAGCUCAGCAGUUUUUCACUUGCGUUGUGAUCAUUUCCACACGUCUUCAUGGUUUAUAUGUUGAUCAGGGGUUUUUUCCCAUUGCAGACCUCUGCACCCACUAGAGAGAGAAAUCUGUGCACAUGUUUAUAUAUGUUUUAUUGGUUUACCACAAGUUUUUAACAUUUGUGCAUCAAAUAUCAAAACUGAUAGGGUUUAGCUGUGGGGAAAGAUCAAACAAUCUUGUCCAGCUAAAUUAGACAUGACUAUCCAAGUAUUCAUUUUUAUGUUCUGGGUACGUUCUUCCAGUUAAAAUCUAGCCAAGUUUCUCUUUGCUUAUUUUAUUCUUGUGAUGUAUGUGAAUAAUUUGUUACAUGCAAGAUUUAUUUAUUUGUAUUUUGGGACUGAUGGAAAUGAUACAUCUAUACUGUGCCACAAAUGAGUCUUUCAUAUGAAAUGUUCUAUAUGGAUAUGUCAAAAAUGUAAACAAAACUUCCACUUUAAUAUUGUACAUUUUGUUUAUUAUAAUAAAUGUUGCUUACAGUGGGUUGGAUCCUGUGGAUCCAUUCUACUAACAGCAGUACUUUCCCUUGUUCAAGGAGUGAAUUGCGGGAGAAGUGCUGCUAUUGUUUGAACAGCUUCAGAGAUAUAAUCAUUGUUAAUUUCGUUAAAAGGUUCACAUGUCUAUUUUUUUCCUAGAAAACCUCUUCAUGAUAAAGUUUGGAUCUAUGUGUGUCAUGUUUUCAAAUAUGUGUGUGUGUGUAUGCAUGAUGAAUAAAAACUGGUUAAAUGUG
Molecule: messenger RNA, 1936 nt
Organism: Sphaerodactylus townsendi
Lineage: Eukaryota; Metazoa; Chordata; Lepidosauria; Squamata; Sphaerodactylidae
Gene: UMAD1
Product: UBAP1-MVB12-associated (UMA) domain containing 1
Exons: 3
Coding region: 1-615 (204 amino acids)
Source: RefSeq, a predicted model, not a curated record